GGUUUUGCCAGAGUCUGCCCGGUGAUUUCCUUCCCUUCGGCUAAGGCUACCGAUUGGAGAAUUCACUCUUCUUUUCUGUACCUCCUUCGUCCAGACUGCUUCAUCUUCCAACCUCAUCAAAUAUUUCCAAACCAGAUUUAUAACAGGAUCAUCUUGAUUGAGGUUUCAUGGAUCCUGAAUUAUAUGCAGCCUCCACAGUUACAGCCAGAACAACUAGGAAGGUGAGAUUUGCUCCGAAAGCUCCUCCUCGUAGAGCCCAGACGCUUGUUUUGCCGAAACCGGAAAAAGUCGAAGAUGAUUUUGAUGCUGUGAAAUCAGAGGAAUUGUUGCGCCGCUUCAAUGAGGCUACUACUAGGAAAGCUAAAGUAGAAAAGAAAGGAUCAAUACAGUUUGUGCCUGCUCCGGAAGGUUUCUUAAAGUCAUUAAAAUCAAAUCUCCCUCCCAAGGGCGCUGACAAGCUUCAGAACUCAGCCUCUAAUGAUGGAAAGUACCAUCUCCAUCCAUUUUGAUGCCGUAAAUUUUUUUCUGGUUUAUUUUGAAGGCAUUUCUUUCUGCAGGCGGUACAGAGGUGCUUCAACCUGAGAAAGAAUACACUGAACCUUGGAAUUAUUAUGCAUAUUAUCCUACAACUCUUCCAUUGAGAAGGCCUUAUUCAGGAAAUCCAGAGGUUCUUGAUGAGAAGGAAUUUGGUGAGACUUUGCAGCGUUCGGUUUACAAUGAAAGUUUAACAAAUUCGGCUGCUGAGCUUGGACUACUCGAUGAGGCAUUGGAGGGCAACAUGUUCUUCCAAUUACCGUUGAACUGGCAUAUGUUAAAGAAGCCAGAAGGGAGUGAAACAACUAGCAACCUGAGGGCUCUAUCAAAGGCUAGGCUUUGUAAGCUUGAUGAGUUGGGCGAUGGGUUUCUUGGCAAAAUGCUAGUGUACAAGACUGGAGCUGUCAAGAUGAGGCUCGGCGAAAGUCUUUAUGAUGUUUCUCCUGGUAUGGACUGUGUUUUUGCUCAGGGUGUUGUUGGAGUUAACAUAGAAGAGAAGGCUUGCUGCGAUCUUGCUGAGCUUGAUAAGCGCGCAGUUCUAACUCUUGAUAUUGACUCUGUCUUCGCAAGUAUUCCUGAUUCAUGAUAUCUUUUUCUUCAAUUACAAAUUUUUUAUGGUCAUAUAUUUUCCAUGAACAUUUUUUUGUAAGGCUAGCACAAGAUUUAUUCGCCCAUUGCAAUUCGGAUAGUUCAUUUUUUUGGGGGGUAACUCUAGGGUGCCCUCAAAGUGGAUAAUAAGUUUUGGCAAUUGUGUGUGGUUUUGUUCUCAGAUCUGUAAGAAAUAAAUACAGAUAGUUUUC
Cuscuta campestris is the source of this 1334-nucleotide messenger RNA. Lineage: Eukaryota; Viridiplantae; Streptophyta; Magnoliopsida; Solanales; Convolvulaceae. The record is from the annotation of a GenBank genome assembly.